Owenia fusiformis is the source of this 1284-nucleotide messenger RNA. The record is from the annotation of a GenBank genome assembly. NCBI's taxonomy places the organism in Eukaryota, Metazoa, Annelida, Polychaeta, Sabellida, Oweniidae.
GAUAUCUUGACAGUUUACAAAAUGAACAUCCGAAACAAGCUUGUUGCGGUUCUAACUGCCACCACGGUAUUGGGUUUUGUUUUAGGGUUUCCACCAAAAUAUGGUCCGUGUAAAGUCAAAUGCAGAACUCUGGGUCUACGAAAAUGUUUUAGGAUAUGCAGAAUCGCAACAGGUGAUAGCAUUGCCUUUCCUUGUUGGAAGAACUGUUCAGUCUCUAUAAAUGGACCAAACGCUGCAAAUGACCUCAGCGGAUGUAUUCAACAGUGUAGAGUUGGGAAAACAUGUGAUCUUGCUUCUAACAAAACACGUCUUCUGAAAAUACUUAAGGAAAAAGAACCUUUGGAAGGUCCACUUUUCGCAAAGGAUGGGAAUCUUUACAUUGUUUUGUAUACAGCGGGUGAGAUCCGCAGAGUUGACUUGGAAAAUAAACAGACUAUUCCGUUUGUUAAUCUAUCAGUGGAUGGGUUUAAUGGAAUGCCAUUAGGACUACAAAAUGGCCCCGGGAACAAUAUCUGGGUUACUGAUAUGAGACUUGGUUUAUUGAAAGUGAAACAAAAUGGCUCUUUCGAACAAGUAGCAACUAAAGAUAAUCAGAAUGAACCUCUUCAGGGUCUAAAUGACCUUACAUUUGACUAUCAUGGUAAUCUAUGGAUUACAGCACCAUAUGGUCCUAUUGCCCCACAAAACUUUACGGAUUCAGAGAAGGAUCCAUUUGGGAGUGUCUACUGCUAUAAUAUGACAACGAACGAGUUUAUUAAACUUGCUACUGGAUUCCUAUACCCCAAUGGUAUAGCAGUGCGACAUAAUAGCGACGGGACUCCGGCAAAACUAAUUUUCGGGUCGUUUUACAAUAAAACGGCCCCCUUAUGGAGCUUUGAUAUAGUUGGCCCUUGUCAAAUCGACAACAAGCAAGUUUGGGGAAAUCUGCCUGCCAAUAGUUAUAUAGAUGGCAUGGACUUUGAUGAAAAGGGGAAUCUUUUAGUAACGGACUAUCACUCUAGUAUACUGUACGUCUUUGACAAUAACGGAGGUACUCCUACGUGUCAAUUAAAGUUACCCUUUAAGCAUUUAACCAAUGUUCAAUUUAGGCCAGACUCAAAGGAGCUCUAUAUCACUGGAGAUGAAUUAUGGAAGGUAGAUUGGAAAUACAAAGGAAUGAAACAGUAUUGGGAGAUAGCUUAAAGUGUUAACAAGCUUUUAGCUUGAGCAAACGAUAUUACGAGAUCUGUAGCUCAUCUCUUAAUCAAAUUUAUAAUUUGUGAAAAAUGAUCAAUAAACACAAUC